CGCUUUUAGAGGAUGAUGGGAAACGUAUCUGGAAUCGAGAUUAAUUCAAAAAAUGGCUGCGUCCAUGAAUUCCGAGUGCGGUGACUUUCUGGAAUUUCAGGAUGCUUUGAAAAAGAUGAGAAUUGUCGAUGAUAAGAUUGUGUACGCCCUCAAUACUACCAUUCCAACAGAUUCGUUUAAAGGUCAGGUCAAUCCUUCUGCAUCAUGCAAGGAACUGUAUGAACAGUUAAAAGGUAGCUAUGAGAAAAGGGAAGCUUCCAUUAAAACAUGCAUUACUCAGGUAGCAAAUAAAGUACGUGAACUGAAGACCCAAAGGGAAAAGAAACCAGAUGAUAUUGGACUUUUGAAACAUUUACGAAAAGAACAGACGAAGUUGCGGUUACUCCAGGCAGAGCUCAGUGUUGAAGAAGUUGUUAAAGAACGCAGCACCAAGAUUUAUUAUGAACGAUGUCGACCAUUUUAUAAGCCGCCAGAUCUUGAACUGUAGAAAUGUUAAAAUUUGUACUUUCAUAUAUAGAAAAGAAAUUAGCAAAAAUGAACUUAGAACGCAGAUCAUUUUUCAAAUGUCUGGGAAAAGUUAGCAGUGCUAUUAUAAGCAUACCUCAUUUAAUACCUUUAGAAAGUAAAUGGUUAUAGAUAUAUUGAUAUUUGAAUGUGUACAUUUUGAAAGUGUAUCUAACAGUGAUACACAUUUUGCUUUCAGUACAAGUUUCAGGAGUUCUAUUCUUGAAAACUGUUGAAAAAGUUUCAGAGAAUAACUGGAGCAGAGUAAUACUAGGUAGAUAACCUUUUUCAUAUUUUUCUACAUUUUGUAUGCUAGUAGUUGCUCAAAUAUACAAGAUUUUUCUGUUAAAUAGUUUAUUUUAUACAACAGUCCUUGCUAUACAGUUUUUAUAUUUUCUAGAUAGAAGCAACAAGUAUUUUAAUUCCAAAGACAAACAUAACAAACAAUUGCUUAUCCAUGUUACAUUCUUCACUAAUAAUUCUAUGACUUCCAACAAAGAAACAGUAGUUUAUGUCAUGACUAUAGUUACAUGGUAUACAAAUUAGAAUUUUUAAUAAGGUAAAGAAGUCUUUCUCUUUGACAGUAUAUGUCAAAUACACUUAUUGCAGAUUUUCUAGUUUGAAAUUAUUUAACUCUUGCAAUUUAGGCACACCAACACAUUUUAACUAAAUUUCAACUUAUCAGUUGGUUAAAAGAUGUCUGCAGAUACAGGUACUAACUGGAUAAAACACAGAUUUCUUUACUUUGAAGAAGUUUCAUUAAUCUGCUUGUGCCAGUCCAUAUUCAUUUUCUGAACACUCUCUCCACGCUUCGCAGCCUGUUUUCCACUGUAAACAAAGCCAAUGCAACCUAGUAUUGUGGCUAACAUCAUGUAAUUGGCUAUCUUAAUACGGAUCUUAUUACGAGCCUUUUCCAUUGUUUCUUGAGGCACAGUAGGAGGGACUUCUUCUAAACUUUUAUACUUUCCUGCCCAUACUAAGAACCGUUUUUCCAUGUUGUCUGGUUUGUGAUUUCUGCCAUCUACAACACCAAAGAAAGAUGCAAUAUCACUGCACAUUCAAAUUUUGAUGAUCAGAAGCAAUUGAAGCAAUUGAAUUCUUUAUAUGCAAGUGACUUACUGUCACCAGAUUGCUUUACAACUUUAAAAGUUCUAACGUAAAUGUAUAAUUAUCAAUUACCUUGAAGAAUUCUCAUGGGAUCAUCGACCUUCUUUUCACUAGAAGAAACUGCACUUUUAUCACACAUGACUCUUAUAGUUGAAAUAGACCUUAAUGAGUGCAGAGGUAAAAAUCCUCGGCUGGCGAUGUGCCUUAGUAAUGACAUCUUGCUUGGCAACACAAAAUUUAUCGGACACCGUAAUAAUAAUAAUAUACAAAAUUCGCGGAGAGAAAUUUAGUGAAAAUCAACACUGUUCAUAUCCCAAGAAUUUAUUUCAAAAUGGUAUGUCCACGCACUGAUUUAAUAAACGUGAAGGUACAGAAGGCGUAGCAAUAGUAUAAACUUCCUAUUCAUCCUAUGUGCCUACAACUCAAUAAAGCUUUCUCAGUUGAAGUUUGUGCGUCGCUUAAAUAGCAAUUCCCUACCCCACCCACCUCCUCUGCCUCCCCCCACACUACAUAUACAUAACUCAAUACAACUCUCAGCGUUAGCGAGUGACGUCCUGUUUCCACCAUGAGCGAGUGGUUCUUCUAGUGUUCCCGCGAAUCGCGAGAAACGCUGCAGCAUCAUGACAGCGAGCCAAGGAUGACGUGCAAUAAGCCACGCAAAAGUUACUGCGGGAACGAAUGUAGC
Molecule: messenger RNA, 2296 nt
Organism: Gryllus bimaculatus (two-spotted cricket)
Lineage: Eukaryota; Metazoa; Arthropoda; Insecta; Orthoptera; Gryllidae
Source: the annotation of a GenBank genome assembly